ACUAACGAACGAACGCACGAACUAACGAACAAACGCACGAACUAACGAACGAAUGCACGAACUAACGAACGAAUGAACGAACUAACGAAUGAACGUACGAUAUAACAAACGAACGCAUGAAUUAACGAACGAACGCAAGAAAGAAAGAAAGAAUGAAAUAAAGAAAGAAAAGAGGAGGAGUAUAGAAAAAGAAUAGUAAGUUUUAUGUUCUGACAGCACCUAAGGAGACGGUUGAGUCUAGGGAGGGCAGGGUGGACGGGAGAUAUCUUUUCUUUCUUGCAGAAUUAUAAUAAACAGUUGUCCUUUCCAAUAUGCCACUAUCCACGCGACCCACACGCUGUUCCACUGGGUUGUAUCACCACGUCACUCACGUGUCAAAAUCAAGCGGACUCUCUUGGAAAAAAGCAACAAAUUUUUAAUAGAACCAAGCGUUGUUGUUCAAAACACAUUUUCCUAUCACAAAAUCACCGGAAACUACAGCUGUAACCCAUCCUGAAAUCAAUUUCCAUAUGCCCCAGUCUCCGACCUAACGUGACAACCGCGGAAUUCAUUGUUUGUUAUUGCGUGCGUGUAUUGUUAUGCUGAAAUUUCAGCUUCACUGGUUGAACGAAGGCAGACAAUAUAUGUCGCAAUAAGCCGCUGGACGCCGUAUGAUACUUCAUCUGAAAACACUACAAGAAAUUUCUCAGUCGUUUUCGACUCUACACACAAGAAGAUCGUUUAUCGAUCCGCUAAUCACAAGAUGAAAUAUUUGUCUUUCUUCGUUUUACUCCUCUCGCUUCAAGACCAUUCCAAAGCCUCUAAAGUCUGCUAUGGUAAAUACGGAUGCUUUUCAAGCGACCCUCCAUUUGACAAGUCACUCAUUUUACUACCCUCUGAUCCUGAUUCGAUCGGUACGAAGUUUAUCCUGCACACCAAAACGAACGCACAUAGUAACCUAGAAAUCCUCAAUACAGACAACAACACCUCAAUCGUUAACUCUACGUUUGACCCUUUGCUAAAAGUGAAGUUUAUUGUGCAUGGAUAUACCCAGAAUGGAGAGAGUGCCUGGGUAAAAAAGAUGGCGUCGGAGCUUUUGAAAAAAGAGAAGAUGAACGUGAUUGUGGUCGAUUGGGGACUAGGGUCUAGUGUCAUGAAUCUUUAUGACAUCGCAGCCGGAAACACGCGGCUUGUUGGAGCACAGGUAGCUGAUUUAAUCGACGUAUUGCACCGGAAGUUCAAUGUGGCGCUGAACAAGUUUCAUAUUAUUGGACACAGUCUUGGCGCACAAGUAGCAGGUUUUGCCGGAGAAAGACUGGUUAAGAGCGGAAAAGUUAUUGGGCGAAUUACAGGUCUGGAUCCUGCGAGACCUGGGUUUGACUUUGAUGACGGGCGAAUUAGACUGGACCCGACUGACGCAAUGUUUGUCGACGUCAUUCACAGCGACGUAAGGAAUGGUGCCAUCGAUAGCUCUUUAGGACUCCAGCGUCCCUGUGGUCACGUGGAUUAUUACCCUAACGGUGGGAUAGAGCAGCCGGGAUGUGCAACUUCUCACGUCGUUGGAGGUGCGGUCGAUUCCUUAUUGGACAGUGGUCAAGUCUCUUUACCAUGGAUGGUAGCCUGUAAUCACAUGAAAUCAGUGGCCUAUUUCACUGCCUCAAUCAAUAGCGCAUGCGCGUUCAAAGCUUUCCCAUGUGACAACUGGACGGAUUUUCAAGAUGGAAAGUGUCUCUCGUGCGAUGGAAAAUGCUCUGAAAUGGGAUACAACGCUAAAAAACAUCGCGGGAGCAAGCCUGUGCUAGCGUACUUGAAAACAGUAAAGCAGGCACCUUUCUGUGUCAGCGACAAUUAUUACCGGGUUGUCGUCCACUCAAAAGCUGGGUCUAACCUGUUCUCAAUCUCCAGCAUUAUUAACGACAGAAUUUCUGUCAAGCUCAUUGGAAGCAAGGGGACUGUGGAAACGGUCCGUCCAAGAAGUUUAAAAAACGGAAAGAAUAGUUUCGUGCUUUCAUCUGCUCGUGACGUUGGAAAACUGCGAUCUGUCCAAGUCCAACUUAAUGGAUACGGCUCCUUCCUGAAGAAAGUUGUUGUGCACUCCAAGGCGACGAACAAAAGAUACACUGCGUGCUUUAGGAAACAACUGGGAGGCUACUUCUCAUAUCUGAUAUCUUUUAAUUACACCCGAACCUUCGUGGAAGGGAAACACCACCAUUGUUGAAAAGGGUAAGGAAUGGCCAUAGGAACAAACAAAGCGAGAAACGAGGCUAAACGAAGCCUCAGAACACGAAGAUUGUGUAGCUACUGCUAUCAUCACACCAGCUUUUCAAUCUAGCAUUUUACAAGUCAGCUUACAUCUCUUACUUUAGGCGAUUAUAGACGCUACAAUGUAAUCCCUGAUAUAACCAAACAAGUUUGUUGAGGGAAGAAAUAGUUUCAGUAAGAGGGAUCGGGAAGGGGUUUUUUAAUUUCAAUUUUUUUCUAAUACAUUUAAUUUCUUAUUUUCUUUUCAUUUGUUUCUAAUAUAAUACUCAGCUCAAGCAACUUCAAACACGUUUUCGUUUUUCACGUUAUUUUCUCAAUAAAGAAAAUGACGUAUAUAGUGAAACUAGUUUUCUACUAACUGGAACAUGUAGGAGAGGGUAACAUAUGGGCGUGACAAAGAGGGGGGGGGGUCUAUAUUCAUGGGAGUUCCCCCUUAGUUUUCAGAAAGUGAUAGUAGGUUAUGAUAAGAAUGGACUUGGCAUGGUCCUCAAAUAUCAGCAAGACACAAGUGUGGAACCCUCCCACCACACUCAUACCUCCCCUAUUGAGAAAAAUCUUCUGCUUGAGCACUAGGUAACGGCUACCUCAUAGUUGACGCAAAUAUCAAUACCUUAAUAUUUCUAAAGAGGUCAACACCAAAUCAUCACAUAGGUUACCUCUCUAAAAGUAAUUCAAUAACUGUAAAAAGGAAACAUAUUAAUAAAAUGUAGUUCAUACUUA
Molecule: messenger RNA, 2961 nt
Organism: Pocillopora verrucosa
Lineage: Eukaryota; Metazoa; Cnidaria; Anthozoa; Scleractinia; Pocilloporidae
Product: pancreatic lipase-related protein 2
Biological process (GO): lipid catabolic process
Molecular function (GO): carboxylic ester hydrolase activity; lipase activity
Source: RefSeq, a predicted model, not a curated record